AUGGCUUCGGGUUCCGAAAUGAAAGCUGAGAUCGACGCGCCAGUCACCAAUGGUAAAGGUGUUGACGUUAACGAAGACGAAAACAUUGAUUCGGGUCAUUCGUCAAUCAACACCCCAGAUACAGUAGAAGAUAAACCAGUGGACAAGCUAGUCAAGGUGACUAUUCAGCCAUCUUGCGGUGAGGCUUUCGAUCUUCAUCUCAGUGACAAUGAACUAGUUCAAGAACUCUACCAGACGUUGCUGGAUCGAGAAGCCACUUGUCACAGAACUUGUUUUUCGCUGUACCUGAAUGGGACAGCCGUCGACAACUACUCAGAAGUACGAGCCGUUCCAGGAUUUGUAGAUGGGUGCACUUUGAAUGUGGUUGAUGAGCCGUAUACUAUCCGUGAUGCACGUCUCCAUCUUCGCCAAGUUCGAGAACUUCUCAAAUUCGGACUCGUUCAAGAUCAACAUGAGCCACCGUGUUCCAAUGAAGCUCAGUCAUACUUGACAACUAUCAACCUCCAACCAGACGAGAAGAAAGAACCAAAACCAUCUGACAUACUUCCCCCAGAUUACAUUCUCCCAGGAUGUAAAGAACGUUCACUCGCUCAUUUGGUGGUUCCUCAACCAAAGGAGCUUAUUGCUCUGAAGGAUAUCGCACUCUCGCCAUUCAAUCCACCACCAGGACCCCGUAAAUUGAGAGGAGAUGUCCUGUAUAUCGACCUGACAACUGUUGAAAACCGUGUCUAUCACGUCACCUGUUGCACUCGAGGAUUCUAUGUUAACAACUCGCAAGACGGAAAAUUCGAUCCAACAACUUCUAAUUCUAACAGGACCGUCUAUCAAAGUGUGAUUGAGCUUCUUCAAAACGUUAGUUCCGGAUUCAAAAAAGUUUAUCCACAAAUACUGAAACGAAGACAAGAUAAGUCUCUGGUCGAACGUCUCCCAACAAGUUAUCCAGUGUCUACGUGGGUCGCUAAUCCGUUAAGACCUGAUGGAUACAGCAGUGAUUCUCUUCGAGCAGUCGAACUCACCGAGCCAUUCCGUGUUGGGUUUGAAGAUCACAUGCCUGGGCUUCUUCGGGAUUGGAAUGAAGAGUUGCAAACAACUUUCGAAAUGCCUCGGAAGUCUGUUUCCGAUAGAGCCAUUCGUGAUCGUAGUUACUUCAAAAUUCAUGCGGAUUACGUCAAUGCAGCUUCUCGAGGAGUUCAAUCUAUUCUCGAUGGAAACAUAUUAGCGAUCAACCCAGGAGAGGACAAGAAAACGCAUAUGUUUAUAUGGAACAAUAUCUUCUUCAGUCUCGGAUUUGAUGUAAGAGAUCACUACAAGGAGUUAGGAGGAGACGCUGCUGCCUUUGCCGCUACUUCCACUGAUCUCCAAGGAGUUCGUGCUUUUUCAACUCUCGAAGAUCCCAAAUUGAACACUCUCGGUAUGGCUAUUUUCGAUUAUAGAGGCUAUCGUGUCACUGCUCAAUCGAUCAUCCCGGGAAUACUGGAACGCGAACAAGAGCAAUCAGUUGUCUAUGGAUCGAUAGAUUUUGGAAAGACUGUGGUUUCAGACGAAAAAUAUCAUGGUUUGCUCGAAGAAGCUGCUCAGCAGUUGAAAAUGCUCCCACAUACCGUUCUUAGCGAGAAGGAUGGAGUCGAGCAAGAGAUGAAGCUUUAUACAAGUUACGAAGCUAAGGGAAUAGUUGGGAAUGAUGGAAGAAAGUACGUUUUGGAUCUUCUCCGAUCGAUGCCACCAGAUGUCCAUUAUUUGGAUGAUGCUAGGGUUUCUGAGACUGCAAAGCAACUUGGAUAUCCACGCACGUUCCCACAUAAACUGUCUGCUCUUCGCCGCGAGUUGGUCGAUCUUUUCUGUGAGUCCAGGUUGGUCAUGUUCAUUCAGUUGACUGCCAAGAAGAUUCGAGAUGUUAUCGCAGAAGCCAAGGAAAAGAAUGACGAAGAAUUGAUCAAGAAAGCAGCUGAAGCCGAAAGUGAGCUGUCCCUUGUCUUCAUGGCUAUCAGCGAAGAGAAAGAAAUCGAGACAAAGAAUGAACUAGUUCAAGGUGCAAUUAGGAACGCUUGUGCUUCUGUGAACUCCAUCUAUGAAGAUCGUUUCGUUAUCAAGUUCAAUCCGGAUUGUUUUUCGGCGAAUGUUAAACAUGCACCGUUUGAGAAUUUGGAGAGACAGCGACAAGUCGUUGUGGAUGCAGCCGAGUUUUUGUUGACCAACCAAAUUCCGGAACUCAUUCAGAACUUCAAAGAUUGCAUUGUUCAACCAAUCGAUGGUGACAAUCUUGCUGAUGUCAUGCACUCAAAAGGAAUCAACAUUCGUUAUUUGGGAGAAAUUGGAAAAAGAAUUGAAGAUAGUAAUUUGUUCGCUCGUCCUCUUGUUCUAUCGGACAUUGUUGCUCGAUCUGCUAAGCAUAUCAUCCGCAAAAUCAAUGUUGAAACUCCAGCUGAUCAAUUGUCUGCGAGUACUUCACACAUUCUCAAUUGUGUAUUCUCUGUUGUGACUGAUCCAAGUCCAGUUGCCACGAAUGCUACAAAGAAGAGCAACAAGAAGAAUGGUAAAAAGAAGUCAACAGGAGUGUGGUCAACUCUAACCACCGCAUCUCUGUGGAAGAGCAUUUGCGAAGAAGCAUCUUACUACUACGGAUACCCAAUUGACGCAGAAUCUCUCGACAAGUUCACCGAGCAACAUGAUAUACAGAAAACAGCGCUAUUCCGUCGUAUCUGCAGAAUCAUGGGAGUUCAACUUGUUGCUAGAGAUUACCAACUCGAUACUAUCGGAAAGAAAUCAGCAGUAUUUACUGAAGAUGAUAUCAUCAACUUCUUCCCUAUUAUCAAACACCAUCAACCAUAUACUGCCGAUGCCAAGAAAAUGUUUAUUCGCGGACAACAUGCUAUGUCGGUGGGGGCUUCUAGAGAAGCGUACGAGUGUAUUGGUGAAGCUAUCAAUCUUAUGACUGCUGUGUACGGUGUCAUGCAUCCAGAUAUGCCACAAUGUCUCAGAGCUCUCGCUAGACUUUCUCAUGUCCUCGGAGAAACCGCUGAUGCGCUCAACCAUCAACAUAAGGCAACUGUGAUGAGUGAAAGAUUAAUUGGUCUGGACACAGGAAACACUAUCCUCGAAUAUAUCAACCUGGCUCAUUUCGCUUUCGGUGCUCUUCUGAUUCCUGGAUCUCUUCGUCCAUUGUAUCGUGCUAGAUAUCUGAUGAAUCUUGUUUUUGGAGAAAAGCAUCCAGUGAUGGCUCAAAUUGAUGCAAACAUCGGAACUAUUUUAUUCACCAUACAAGAGUUUGAUACCGCUUUGAAGUACUUGCAAUCGUCAGAUUCUAUCAGCAAAGCGAUUGGCGAGCCAAGAAAGCUGAAAACUGGUCUCAUCUCGAACUUGAUCGCUCGCACACAUGCCGCUCGUGGUGAUUUCCGUGCAGCUCUCGUAGCUGAGAAAGAAACAUUCCACAUAUAUUCUGAAGUAUACGGGCCGAAUCAUCAAAGAGUUAAGGAGUCUGGCGAAUAUCUUCGUACACUUACCCAACAAGCUGUAACAUUCCAAAAGAAGAUGCUCAAUGUGGACAAUAAUACAAACAUCAAUGAGUUGUUCCAGAUUCAACCACCACCAGUCAGCGCUCUCUUUGAAAUUCUCAACAUCAUCAAUGGAAUUAUGAUAAUUGGAAUUCCAGGAUUGGCAAAUCUUGCUGCUUUGGAAAAACUACAAAAUGGAGCCGUUGAAGAGAGCAAAGCUACUGAUGUAGCUGCUCAACUUGACAAUGAAACUCUCGAUUAG
Molecule: messenger RNA, 3753 nt
Organism: Caenorhabditis remanei
Lineage: Eukaryota; Metazoa; Nematoda; Chromadorea; Rhabditida; Rhabditidae
Exons: 7
Coding region: 1-3753 (1250 amino acids)
Biological process (GO): intracellular distribution of mitochondria
Cellular component (GO): cytoplasm
Molecular function (GO): protein binding; mRNA binding
Source: RefSeq, a predicted model, not a curated record